Phoenix dactylifera (date palm) is the source of this 4336-nucleotide messenger RNA. NCBI's taxonomy places the organism in Eukaryota, Viridiplantae, Streptophyta, Magnoliopsida, Arecales, Arecaceae. The record is from RefSeq and is a predicted model, not a curated record.
UUCAAGGUUUUGUGAUCAUCAAAAUCAAUCUUUAAAUCAAUCUUUGGGUCAGCAGUACCAAAGCUAAUUCAGCGUACUGAGUGUUGAUAUUCCCUAUACUAUGUACCGGUUUGGUACUGGUAUGGUACAGUAUGGUCGGUACGCGCUGGUACCGACUAGUACAGCCAACCUUGAAUCAUACAGUCUUUAAGGCUAAUAUAAAAUAAGGUAACAUUAAAAUUAUCUGUAAAACAUAAUUUUAAAAAUCCAUAAAUCUUAAAAUAACCUUAAAAAUAAAAAUAAAAAAAUCCAAAAAACUGAAUGGGUACCGAAUCGAUUUGCUUUUGCGUGUCGAGUGUUGGUAUAGUUUGGUGCAGUAUUGUAUCACAUCGGUACCUAAGUGGUAUGCUCCCGGUAGUGAGAUUGCGGACAUUGCAUUUCUUGAUUUUGGGGCCAUCUCGUGUUAGGCUUUUUCAUAUAUUUGUUCAAGUGCCAACAAGUAUAGGCACUCUGAUAAUCUUAAACCUAGACUAUUUGUAACACUUUUGUAUUAGUCAGCCCCACGCCAAGUCUAAUUUCGGGUGAGGGAGUAGUUGGAUAGACAAGGAUUUCCAAUUUAAAGAUAGAAAGAAGGGGGCAUAACAGGAUACCAUUGUGUGCAUCUGGGUGAGCUCUUAAUGGAGUUGUGAAGUAUGGGCUUCUUUGAUAGUUUUCUUUCUCUUCCAGAGCCUAUUUGGGGAGUCAGUGCUUCCCAUAGUGAGACAUGUUUUCCCCGAUAUCUACUCAUUUUGUUCCUGGGUUUUGACUACAAUUUUGCUCCUUUUCAAAAGUUCCCAUGUCUCUUUCAUUUUGUCAACUAUCAAACUAUGCUACUUGUUUUUUCAAACUUGAUCAGAAAUUCUGCCUCAUGUAGCCAAUAUGCCCUCUUGACUGUGUACCCAAUGUCUCUCAAGAACCCAAGUAGUCUACCAGCCUGAAGAGGUUGGUUUUAUGGGAUGGGAGUCCUUUUAUUGCCACCCAUGCAGGGGUGACAUAUGGGGAUUAGAGGCAUUUCGAUGAUAUCCACAUUUGUAGAUGCAAGAGGCAUCUCAGAUUAUGUAGCUAUUGCUCAAGAAUGAUUUAGUUUAUUACAAAUACUAGAUUGUUGUACAGUUCUUUGAUGUUGGAUGACUAAGGGAUGAAGAUGAUGCUGUUGUAAUUUGAUUUCUCAUCUUACUAUAAUGAUUUUCCUAGAGCAAUUUUGUUGAGGAGGGCUAACUCUCUUUUAUUGCUUCUGCUCAUGUGAACAGUUCCUUGGCAAAUCAGCAAAAAGAGUGUUCCAUUCAAGGUAUGCCGUAUCGGCCCAAAUCGGGCGGUACAGGACGUACCAUACCGAUUCGGUACUAGUACCCGGCAUGGGUGGCGUACUGACACUUGGUACGCCAAAAAAAUUUCGUACUAUACUGUACUGACACUGUGCUAGUGUGGCACCGGUAUGAAGUAUGGUACCAAAGACGGUGAACCCUGGUUUUAUUUUUCACCCUUACAUGUGGUUUUGUCCUCUUGCUAAGUACCUUCUCUCUGAUCCUUGUUUGUUCUGAUUUACUCUCAAGAGUUCAGCCUCUAUUUUUCUCAUGUCUCUUUCAUCGGCCCAUGUUUUACCCUUGUCAAGAAUCAGCUCUUAUUUCUAUAACGAUUCUAAUGUAGGGUGCUUGGUAUGAUUUAAAAGAUUUUCAAUGCUUCCCUUGUGCUAGUUACAAAUCAGGAACUUUUCAAUGAUUUAAGCCACAUUCCCUUUUGUAAUUUCUUUUCUUUUUACAAAAUGUAUUGUUCAAUAGUUGGUUAUUUCAAUGUGUUUGGAAACUGUUCCACUAAAUGUGCUGGAAAAGCUGUUAUAUGAUGGUUUUCUAUUAAACUUCUGUUUAAAUUUGGUCAUGCUUCGUGACAAGUCUAAUAUUAAAUAUGAUGGAAACUAGGAUUUAAUAGAGGGGAAGUAGAAUUAUCUAAUUAUUAGAAUAUAACCUCCGAAAAACCUGUACGGAAACUGUCUGUUUGUAAUUUUUUGCUUUUUCAAGUUUUUUAUGUAUCCUCCAAUUUUUUUAUUGGAUUGGACUAACAAGGACCUGCUUAUGUUGAACUAGGGCGAACUAUUGGUCUGCUUUUGCCUUACAAACAAAACUGAAGGUUCGUAUGUGGCAGCAGGAUGUUGGGGACAUAACUGUGUUGCAACCUACUCCAGCUGCGGUCCUAGAUAUGUUACCAACAGUUGCAUAUGCUGAUAAUCCAUCAACAAGCUUUGCUGCAAAAUUUGUUCACGCCUCUACAAACAAAAAUAGAUGUUCAAUUAAUCGGGUAUUGUGGACCCCUACAGGGCGGCGUCUUAUAACUGGGUCACAAAGUGGCGAAUUUACUCUUUGGAAUGGACAAUCUUUUAAUUUUGAAAUGAUUCUUCAGGCUCAUGAACAAGCUAUUAGGUCCAUGGUUUGGAGUCACAAUGAGAAUUGGAUGGUCACUGGUGAUGAUGGGGGUUCAAUCAAGUAUUGGCAAAAUAACAUGAACAACGUAAAGGUAAAUAAAUCUGCUCAUAAAGAAUCAGUCCGAGACUUAAGUUUUUCUAAAACAGAUUUGAAGUUCUGUUCCUGCUCCGAUGACACUACUGUCAAAGUCUGGGAUUUUGCACGGUGCCAAGAGGAAAGAUCCUUAACUGGCCAUGGUUGGGAUGUCAAGAGUGUUGAUUGGCACCCAACAAAAUCAUUAGUGGUUUCAGGUGGCAAAGACAAUCUUGUGAAACUAUGGGAUGCAAAAACAGGAAGAGAGCUCUGUUCAUUUCAUGGUCACAAAAACACUGUACUUUGUGUCAAAUGGAAUCAAAAUGGUAAUUGGGUGCUGACUGCUUCUAAGGAUCAGAUAAUUAAGCUUUAUGAUAUUAGAUCCAUGAAAGAGGUUGCAUCAUUUCGUGGACAUUGCAAAGAUGUGACUGCUCUGGCUUGGCACCCAUCUCACGAAGAAUACUUUGUCAGUGGGAGUUUUGAUGGGUCCAUCUUUCAUUGGCUUGUUGGGCAUGAGACGACUCAGAUUGAAAUACCUGGUGCACAUGAUAACAGUGUUUGGGAUCUAGCUUGGCAUCCCAUGGGCUAUUUACUUUGCAGUGGUGGCAAUGAUCACACGACAAAGUUUUGGUGCAGAAACAGGCCUGCAGAUACUAGCCGUGAUAAAUGCAGUAUUGGUCAUCAAGGUUAUGGUGAUCAAAACUCUCUCCUUGCUGGUCGUAUAGCAAGUGGUUUCCCAGUGCCAGAGCCUCCGCCAACUCCAGGAUCAUUUGCUGCUGGAUUGUCACGAACUGAAGGAACUAUUCCUGGUAUUGGAGUUGCAAUGCCACUAUCUGUUCCAUCUCUUGAUGGGUCAGAUCAAGAACAGAGGCAGCCUAUUCCAGGUAUUCUUCCUAGUGGUGCACCUCCUCUAGGUCCCCAUCCAUCUCUUUUGGCAUCCGGACAGCAGCAAGCAUUUCAGCAAAUUCCCCAGCAAGUCCCACCUCAACAGCAGCAACAUAUGACAUUUUCACAGCAAAUGGUUUCACUGCCACUUCCUCCAAAUCUGGCUCAGCUACAACCUCCAUCACAUUUGCCGCUUCUUCAGCAUCCUCAUGGACCUCACCCUUCACAUCUGCAGCUGCCACCUCUUGGAAUUUCCCCAUUUAUUCCCUCUUCGGUGCCAGGCUCCAUGUCCAUGCCUUCAUCAAUGGCUCCAUCCAUUCCCCCGCCUUUGCCUAAUCCAAUGGUGGUGCAAGGUUCAGGAAAUCAGAUGAUCUCUCCAAUGCCACAAGCACAAAUGAUGGGCCUUACUCAGAUGCACUCAGGGCCUGUUACCACCAGCAAUAUCCCUCCCAUAGGGGGUUUUGCAAAUGGGAUCACAAAUAUUCAGGGUGCAACGAAUGCAGGUGGACUGCAAAAUCUUCCACUUGGUGCUAUGUUUAACCGGCCACAAGGUGGGCAAAUAGGGGCAGUUCGGGGACUAAAUGCUUAUCAGCCUGGAAUGAUGGAUGUUCGGCUCCAUGGCAUGGCUCUAGGAGGCAAUAUGGGGCUUCCGCCGCCACCGCCGCCGCCACUGCCUCAUGGUUCUGCGCCCCAAUAGCUCUCCCUCUGUGAACAUUGUUUAGCUGUCAGCUGAUAAAAUAAAUUUAUUAGUAGCAUCUUAUGCAAUUUUGUAUGCCAACAGUUUUUCUCAGGGCUUCAAAGUUUGUUGCUAUCAUUUUAUUUUUUUAUUAGCUUCAAGGAUCUAUAAUAUUAUCAAAACUGUAGACAAAUCUCUUCUGGCAACAAACUAGAAACAUAAUGCUGGUCCACUGGUACAAUGUUAAGGGCUAUCAUUCUUUUCCCCA